This is a messenger RNA of Triticum urartu, 3643 nucleotides long. The record is from RefSeq and is a predicted model, not a curated record. Lineage: Eukaryota; Viridiplantae; Streptophyta; Magnoliopsida; Poales; Poaceae.
UCACUGCUCCCAAUAUCCCUGGUGGUUCGUUCAUUGCCCCUCUCCUCCUUCGUAUCAACAUUUUGCUCCUGGCGCAAGCAAGAUUUGUGUGCCUGCAAAUUAAGCAGCUAGCAAAUUGAUUCAUCUGGAUCGGAGGUGCAGAUCCAUGGGUUAGAUUUUUGGAGCUUCUUGUCUUGAUGCCACGACAGGAGCUAGCUGGAGCUUUCCUGUCUUUACCAGGCCUUCACUGAAAUUUUAGUCAUCAUGCCGCGACAGCGACUGCGACUGCGACGGCUACCUGGACCGGGACCCGAAGUGUGGAUUGGUCCGGACACCGUCGAACAAGCGGUGCGACUGAUAAUCCCUUAUCUGGAGGAUACGAGCAAUACUGCACACAAGGCCAUAUAUUUUGAUGGAUGGCAAGGGCUGGCUGCUUCGGCGGUGCUUAGAGCCAUAGCUGAACACCAUCCACCAUCUCUGGUGGAGAAAUUUGACAAGAUCAUACACGUCGAUUGCUCGAAGUGGAAAAGCCGAAGAGCACUCCAGAGAUUGAUCGCAGAAGAACUCAAGCUUCCUCAGAGGGUAAUGGAUAUUUUUGACAAGCAAGAUCAAGAAGAUGAUUUCAGAGGGGUAGACGAAAGCUCUAGAGCUGAGAUACAAGACGCUGGGGCAGAGAUCAAUCGAGCCUUACGAGAACACAUAUGUUUAGUGUUCUUCCACAAUGGAAGCGGCAACACAAUUGACUUGAAUGAUUUUGGUAUUCCCCAACCUCUAAUGGAUCAGUGGUUUGCAUUUGGCAGUAAAGUAUUGUGGACAUUUCGAGGAAGGCUUCGGCUCAACCCAGGAAUUAGUGAGAAGGUGGAUAAUUCACAUCUUUUUCUUUAUGAGGACUCGUUGAUUAAACCUUGGAAUUAUUUGCUACAAAAUGAGGCUAGAGAAAUUUCCGGGUACAUGGAUAAGCUUGGAGAAGCAGUUGAAGAGUGUUGCUUGUAUCUGCUAUCAUUAAAUUAUCAAGGAGGCAACAUCAUGGACUAUGACUGGGCCCCCCAUGCUUCUAACUAUUGGGUCUGCGAUGGGAUCAUACAAGGAGGUCAGGGUGACGAAGCAUGGGAGGUUGCAGCUGCUCUGCAUCAACACCUAAAUAUAGAUGAUUAUUCAUCUAAUGCACUGCCCUAUUUUGGUGCACAAUUGGAGACGCCUCCAAAACGAUGGAUAUUUGUCAAGGACAGGUCUUUUGUGCAUCCAGAGUCAACAUCAUUUUUUCUCGGAGCAGCCACAAGUGGAUCUGAUCCUCCAUUAUUACCCAAUGGCAUGUUUCAUCAGUCAGACAAACUUCGUGUGCUCAAGUUAUGCCACUGCAGCUUCAAUUUUUCUUCACCUCCUUUCCAUUCUUGCCUCAACUUAAGAUUCCUCGGAUUAGAUAGUUGCAAAGAUCAACAAGCGGAAGAACCCAAGAAGCAAGAUAUGACAACAAUGGAUUUUUUUAAGAGCCUAUGGGUGAUAGACAUAUGCAAUACAGAUUGGGAUCUGCCUUCAUCACCAGAGAGAAUAGAGCAGAUGUCUGCAAACAUCAGGGAAGUUCAUAUAAAGAACGGAAGGUUUUGGUACAUCAUUUUUGCAUUGGGGCAACUGCAGAACCUUCGCAAGCUUCGAGUAAUUGACCCUACUUGCUCUUGUGAGACGGGCGGAAAGGAUGAAUUCACAGUUUUGCCCAGCUUGUCAAGAUCAACUAUCCUCAAGACUCUAGUUCUAGAUGGUUGUGUUGGUUUGGAGCACGUUGAAGGACUCCCUCCAUCACUUGAAUCAUUCAGCUUACAUGCAAGACCAAGAAAGGAUAAUUACAAGGAAGCCAAAAUAAGCCGCAUCUCCAUGGCUGGUUGUGCAAGAUUGUCUGACUUCACACUGCGUGGAUCACUUCCAAACCUUGAGGAGUUGGACCUCUCAAGCACAAGAGUCAAGACACUUGACCUCACAACUCAGGUGGUACAAGCCCCAAAUCUCCAGCAAAUAAUUCUAUUGGAAUGUUUGCAACUCCGUGCAAUUAUAUGGCCAGAAGAGGGUCUGCCAACACUGACAGUGCUGCACAUUGAUUCCUCGGCCAGUCCUGCUCAAACAAAACCACCUGAAGUUUAUGUUACUAUAAUGGACAUAAGGUUUUUCCAGUCCUUGGUAUUACAAAGCAAUGUUCGAUUUUGUUGGAAGAGCAAUAGGUACCAUCUAAAUCUCUGUGUCCCUUGUACCGUCAAUGUUAAGGGACAAAGCUAUAUGAAGGACAAGAUGGACCCUUGUAAUAGUGGGAAAAUAAUGGGUCCUCCUCAACCAAAAUCAUUAACCCCCAACACUUACAACACCUACAUUGAUGUCUCUAUUGACAACAUAAUUAUUGAUCACGACUACAACAAUGGAAUGCAGUUUCAGCCGUUGGGAUCCCAUGUUGAGAUUGGUGAUGGAAUUAGUUUCACCAGAACGGACAACAAAAGAGGAGUGAAGGCUAUCAUCUUUGUGAUGAACAAGGCUGAGUCAUUGCAUGCACACGACAAUUCCUGCAUCACCACUACAAUACCUGAACAUAUGAUGUCCAUAGGAAAUGAGAAACUUACAUGGCGACAUCUGAAAUCUUGUCAUAUGGUGAGAUGCCCCAAGAUGCAUACAGCCUUUAGUAUUACCAAUAAUUACUGCAACUUUGAAGAACUAGUGAACUUUUGGGCAGCUGAUCUCCCGAUGACCCAUUGCAUUUGGAGCAAAGAAAGGACGUGGUAUCUUAGAGACCAUAUUUCCUUUGCAAAACUGCAGAGCAUACACCUUUUCUCAUGUCCGAGGCUCACAUUUGUUCUCCCAUUCUCCAUGUUAUACACCUUGGGAAGCUUGGAGACCCUCCACAUCGUCUUCUGUGGUGAUCUAAGGCAGGUGUUCCCUGUGGCGCCAGAGGUUCUGACAAGAAUAGCUAACUACCAUAAAGGUGUACUAGAAUUCCCAAACCUGAAGCAUAUCUACUUGCAUCAGCUCUUCAAGCUGCAACACAUAUGCAAAGCCAAGAUGUUUGCUCCCAAGCUUGAGACCAUCAGGGUCAGGGGAUGCUGGGGUCUCAAGCGCCUCCCAGCCGUUGACCGAGACAGUCGUCCGAUUGUGAACUGUGAGAAGGACUGGUGGGAUAAGCUGGAGUGGGAUGGGCCAGAGGCCGGCCACGACCCUUCCCUCUUCCAGCCGCGCCACUCGGCGUACUACAAGAAGCCCCUGCCUAGAGUCUCAGUUCUCCGGUGAGCCGACCAGACACUAUUCAGGCUCGGUUAUUGCAGAACGACGACGGCAUCUUGCUGUUGUCGGCUGCUGUCGUUGCCGCAACGGUUCAGGUGUUUUCUUGCCAAGAUUGUGUUUUUUUCCCAAGAAUAAAUUGGUGCUGGUUUGACGCUGCGUGUGUGCACCUGAUUAAUUAUUUUCCCGUGAAGAAUGAUACUUUGUAUCAUCUGUGUGUGGCUUGAUUUGGUCUGCUGUAAUGAGUGUGCCUGUAAUGAUAAUGAAGGUUUGAUGUGCCCGUCCCGUGGGUGUGUUGUGUCUACCACGUAAGGCCACACAACCCCGGCCAUUUGGUGUGAGUGUGACCAGAGUGCUGCUUGCUUGCCAAAGACAGUGAAACAACGUAGUUAAUUUAUGUGUGGUUGAUUCA